GCAACGGUUCUGGACGGCCGCACGGUGGCAGCAGCCUGGGAGAAGGAGCUUUUGCCAGAUGUCCAGCACCUGACGGAGCUGCUUGGUCGACCUCCGGGUCUGGGUGUGGUGCUGGUUGGCAGCCGGCCGGACUCCAUGCUCUACGUCACCAAGAAGCAGGAGGCCUGCCAAAAGGCGGGCAUGCAGACCUUCGUUCACCACCUUCCUGAGUCGGUCACUCAAUCCCAGUUGGAGGCGGCCGUGUCGCUGGCCUGCUCGGACUGCCGUGUGGACGGAGUGCUCAUCCAGCUGCCCUUGCCCCGCCACCUCAGUGAGGAGGCGGUCAUGGAGGUACUCGACCCGAGGAAGGACGUGGACGGCUUCCACCCGCUAAACAUGGGUCGCAUGUUAAUGCGGGGUCGGGGGGUGCGGCUGGUGCCCGCCACCCCCCUGGGCUGUGUGGAGCUGCUGCGGAGGAGCGGGGUAGAGGUGCAGGGCAAGACGUGUGUGGUCCUGGGCGACAGCAACAUCGUGGGCACCCCCCUUGCCGCCAUGCUGCGGGACAAGGGCGCUGCGGCGGUCACCAUCUGCCACCGCAGGAGCUACCGAGAGAGGGGGAGUGUGACGCAGGUCGACACCGCCGCCGCCGCGGCUGCCGCGGCUGCUCUCGUCCGAGGCGACUGGGUAAGGCCGGGCGCUGUGGUCAUAGACGUGGGUAUUAACGUCGUCAGCACACUACCUAGAACCAGGAGCUCCGCACCGGCGGCGUCGGUGGUUGGAGAUGUGGCGUUUGACGAGGUCUCGCAGGUCGCUGGCGCCAUCACCCCGGUACCAGGAGGCGUGGGUCCUAUGACCAUUGCCGCAGUGCUGCACAACACCCUCAAGGCAGCCAAG
Molecule: messenger RNA, 873 nt
Organism: Volvox carteri f. nagariensis
Lineage: Eukaryota; Viridiplantae; Chlorophyta; Chlorophyceae; Chlamydomonadales; Volvocaceae
Exons: 8
Biological process (GO): tetrahydrofolate interconversion
Cellular component (GO): cytosol
Molecular function (GO): methylenetetrahydrofolate dehydrogenase (NADP+) activity; methenyltetrahydrofolate cyclohydrolase activity
Source: RefSeq, a predicted model, not a curated record